AUGAGCAUUGACGGCCCUAACGACGACGACGGGCCUCUGGCUCAGUACCAUUCGUUCUGGCUCGUCAUCAUCGUCUUCAUCAGCAUCGCGCUCUACAACGUGGUCGAGCUCAACUUUCUGAUAGCAACCACAUUCAAGAAAUAUCGAGGGCUGUACUUUUGGAGUUUUACUUGCUCGACAUGGGGCGUCGCCUUGAAUGCGGUCGGUUAUCUGCUCCGACUUCUGCGCCCUGAACGGCUGGGCUACCUCAACGCGACGCUCAUUUUGAUCGGCUGGUGUUCCAUGAUUACCGGACAGUCGCUGGUGCUCUACUCACGAUUGCACAUUGUGCUGCAUGAUUCGAAGCGUCUGCACUUGGUUUUGGGCAUGAUUAUUUUCAACGCAAUCUGGCUGGGCAUCCCGGUGAUUGUCCUGGUCUACGGUACCAACUCGAACAACCCCACGCCGUUUACGAAGCCAUACUCGAUAUUUGAAAAGUUACAACUGAGCGUCUUUUUCGUCCAAGAAGUCGUCAUCUCCAGCCUGUACAUUGUCGAAACGACGCGGCUGUUGAAAAUGCAACGCGGCAUCGGGUCCUCGGCAACCCGUCGAGUCAUGGGCCAUUUGAUCUUGGUCAAUAUCUUUGUCGUGCUUCUCGACAUCAGCAUCCUGUGCCUUGAAUUCACAGAACAUUACAACAUUCAAACCGCCUGGAAAGCUCUGGUAUACAGUGUCAAGCUCAAGGCCGAGUUUAGCGUGCUCAAUCGGUUGGUCGAGUUCUCGCAGCAUUUGCGGUCCGGCCGUAACAUGUCUGGAAACCCCGGCACCUCGAGCGAUGUGGCUCUGGAGACAUAUCUUAGGAAUGCGUCACAGGCACCAAUUGGAGCAGAGUACAGCAUGGAAGUCACCGCAGAGCGACCUUGCGAAUCGAGUUCGCGCCCCUUGGGUGGUGUCGUCAAGACCACUGCAGUGACUGUAAGCCACGGGCGAAGGCAGUUGACGCCGACUCGAUCGUCAACGGGGGCAAAUAGUCUGGACGGCGCGCGGGGAGGCACGGCGGAGGAGGCGCACGAUGUCGAUGGCACGUCGUCAUUGUCUUCAGAAGCACACUUGGCACGGAAACGGUAG
This is a messenger RNA of Pochonia chlamydosporia 170, 1107 nucleotides long. RefSeq lists its product as hypothetical. The coding region runs from base 1 to 1107 and encodes 368 amino acids. The record is from RefSeq and is a predicted model, not a curated record. The transcript has a single exon. Lineage: Eukaryota; Fungi; Ascomycota; Sordariomycetes; Hypocreales; Clavicipitaceae.